AUGAGCUCUUCUGAUGAGAAUUUGGGACAAACACAACUGGACGCUCCAUUGUCCGUCGACCCCGAGGUGGCCACAUUCACGGCUGCCGGUGGAAAAUCGGAGCACAUGCUGGUCAAUCUGGGCGACACACAUCUAGCUGUCAAGGUGCGAUGCAGUAAUGACAGUCUUUAUCGCGUAACGCCAGUUUAUCAAGUCGUCGAAACUGGACAAUGCAAGAGUCUGGUAGUAACGCGAAGUAUCGGUCCUCCUGGUCUAGACCGAUUAACUAUUCAAUAUUUACCGACUGCUGACAUAAACUGCAACAUAAUCGAAAUCUUCAACAACGCAAUCAAGAGCGGAAUGAAAAUAAACGCGCUGAAACUGAUUCUUAAGAUGAAGGAGGAGACGAACUUUUCGGAUGAUGCAACAUACAUGUGA
This is a messenger RNA of Angiostrongylus costaricensis, 417 nucleotides long. NCBI's taxonomy places the organism in Eukaryota, Metazoa, Nematoda, Chromadorea, Rhabditida, Metastrongylidae. The record is from the annotation of a GenBank genome assembly.